GAAUGUAAACAGGCGCACAGUGCAACAGCAGCAGCAGCAGCAGCAGAAGCAGCAGACGGAGGAGAGACGUGAACUUGAUUCAGGGGGCGCACAGCAGCAGAGACGCCCACACAGGCUGAAGCUCAGAGACGCGCUAUAAAAAACGUGACUCGGUAUUUUACUGUCAGUGGGGAUCCUUUACUACCUUCAAACCACCAUGCAACAGCCAGAGCGAUUCAGCCGUGGAAAAUACUAGCCUACACACGGAGCAGUGGAGUUUAUCAAAGGGAAACAUGAUUUCUGGUCAUAAGAAAAAAAGACAUUUUCACAUCUGUUUGUGGAUUUUGCUGAAAUAGUUUCAUCGACCCUGCCAUUGGAGUAUCUCUGGAUAACUGUUUGACAAGGAAAAAUAUCUUUUGGUUGUUCUGCUGGAUUGAGAAGGAUAUCUGAACUAUAUGGUGCCUCUCUUAGGUAUGGACUCAUGACUCUCAGAGUUCAGUGAUGUUAGCUUUGAGUCACUACAACUCCUCGGCCUCCCCGCUCCUCCCUACUUUCUCUAAUGACAGCGGAGAGAUGGUGGAGGCCAGGUUGUUUGCUGGAGGGCUUUCGCAGCAGGGGAACUUCACCUCGGUGGAGCCCACCACCAGCGGUGUCAUUGUGGUCGUACUGUCCAUGACUUUGGGCAUCAUCUCCAACAUUGUGGCCCUCUUCAUCCUGGCUAACGCCUACUCCCUCCAGCGCCGGCGCUCCAAAGCCACAUUCCUUCUCUUUGCUACAUCACUGGUGAUCACAGACUUCAUCGGACACUUGAUCCCAGGUGCCCUGGUUCUCCGACUCUACCUCUCUGGAGGUGUGCGCCCAGAGGACUUCAACUCCUCUGAUGGCAUGUGCCAGUUCCUGGGUGGCAGCAUGGUGUUCUUUGGCCUGUGCCCACUCUUCAUGGGCUGCGCCAUGGCUGCUGAGCGCUGCCUGGGUGUCACUAAGCCACUGCUGCACUCAUCUCUGGUCACCAAAACCCGCACUAAAAUAUGCCUCUCUGUCAUUUGGCUGGCAGCUCUUUGUGUGGCCAUGCUGCCGUGCUUUCAGCUGGGCUCUUACGCCUACCAGGACCCAGGGACGUGGUGUUUUAUUAAAGUGCUCAGUGACACUCAGGAGGUGGAUGUGGCAUUUGUGGUGCUCUUCUCUGGACUUGGUCUGACCUCCCUCGCUGUGGCGCUGGUGUGUAACACAAUCAGCGGACUGACGUUGGUGCUCGCUCGGCUCAGGAGGAGGCCCGGCUCUCAUCAUUCAGCCAGGUCUCAUGAUAUAGAGAUGGUGGUACAGCUGGUGGGGAUCAUGGUCACCUCGUGUAUCUGCUGGAGCCCUCUGCUGAUCUUUGCCCUGAUGUCCGUGAUCCGCUCCUACACAGGAUCUAUCGGAGAGGACCUGUCCAACUAUAAAGUCCUGAUGGUGAUGGGCGUCAGACUGGCCACUUGGAACCAGAUCCUUGACCCCUGGGUCUACAUUCUGCUGCGCCGCACCGUCCUCCGCAAAAUCUACCUCAUCGCUAAGUGCCAGGCGGGCCUCAGGGGUAAUAUAUUAAGCCGCUGGGAGCCCACGUCCUUUCCCAGCUCGGAGAAGAACGAUGUCAGCCAAGUCUGAGCUGAGAGGGAGACUGAUGUAGUACACUGAGGCUGUACUGUGUCACCAGGUCACCGAACAUAUGCAGGACUCGGAGUGCCAGGACCUUAAAAAAGUAGAGAUCCACACGGAAGCAGGUGGAAGGAAUAAACUUUGUGGCUGUGAUGGCAGAGUUGAUCACAUUAAACCUGCAGUUUGACAUUUCUGGGCUGGUCCACUUUAGAAAUGUUUAAUGGACACAAUCAAAAUAUCUCUUUCAUACUCCAUCGACGUUUACCAUUGAGUUCAUUUUCUUACCUUACAAAUGGAAGCUAGCUAAUGCUGUGAUUUUGCACAAAGUAUCAUAAACUUUCUACUGUUUACUUAUAAUAAGUGAACAUUCCUUACUGCAUAUUUCUCAUGUGGACUACAGUCAUCCAUGUAAACCCUAUAACAGUAAAGGGCAGAGAUGUAGGCAAUGUGAACGCAGCACUAAACAUAUUCUGCCCUGAGAAACUCAAAACAAGGUUUGUAGGAGUGUUACAUUUAGAUGGACUUAGGAUUAUUUGGUUUUAUUUCUCAGUGUAAGAGGUAAAAAAAAAAAAAAAAAAGAAAGAAAAGCCCAGUGACUUGCUCUUAAAUUCAAUGAAUGUGGAAAAACUGAGCUGUAUCAGUGUAACCAUUAGAGGGAGCCCCAGAGUAAACCCUUAAAUAUCUAGAAUGUAUUUGUAAUGUUAAGUAUUCAGCUGAAUGUAUUUCAUUAAGGAAGGUCAACGUUCAAUUACUGUGGAGUUUAUGUACGUUUAAGUAUGCUUAAGUAUGCUGUGUUAAUACAGUGCUUCAUGUGAAAUAAUAUAAGAUUUUAUAAGUUAAUACUUGAAUUGUACCCUCAAUUUACUGAGGACAUGUCAAGAAUGUAAAUAAAGCAAUGCAAUGUG
Thunnus maccoyii (southern bluefin tuna) is the source of this 2516-nucleotide messenger RNA. RefSeq names its product prostaglandin E receptor 1a (subtype EP1) (gene ptger1a). Gene Ontology annotation, biological process: inflammatory response; adenylate cyclase-activating G protein-coupled receptor signaling pathway; positive regulation of cytosolic calcium ion concentration. Gene Ontology annotation, cellular component: plasma membrane. Gene Ontology annotation, molecular function: prostaglandin E receptor activity; thromboxane receptor activity. The record is from RefSeq and is a predicted model, not a curated record. NCBI's taxonomy places the organism in Eukaryota, Metazoa, Chordata, Actinopteri, Scombriformes, Scombridae. Bases 481 to 1620 code for a protein of 379 amino acids. The transcript has 3 exons.